AGGAACCAUAUGAUUAUGAAGACACAGGGAAGCCUGUUCUUAAUAUCAGGACCCCGGAACUUAUCGAAAAAAUCAAAAAAUAUACAGAGGAUCCUGAAAAACUGAGAAACAAGCAUAUGUUAUUUCUCAUAUCAGAUCUUGACAUAUCCAUAGAAGAAAUCAGGUUCUCAACGGAUUGUACCAAAAGAACGACAACAAGUAUGAAAUCUCGUGGCUCCCAAUCGUUGAGUUGUCAGUAAAUGGUAAGAGUUCAGCGGCGAGGUUUGGGGAGCUGAAACAAAUGAUGAAAUGGAUUGCAGUUGAGCCAUCCAAGAUUGAAUCACAAGUCGUCGAGUGCAUAAAGAAGGACUGGAAAUUUAUAAAGCACGCCAUUGCUGUUUCAGUGAAUCAAAGAGGGGAAAUAACAUGCUUGAAUGCCCUCCCUAUGCUGUGGACAUGGGGUAAUUCGGCAUUUCCUUUCACUGAGCGAAAUCUGUGGAACAAAAUAGAUGAGCAGAAUGGUUGGAGGCUUGACCAGUUGUUCCAUGAACUAAUGCUCCCCGAUGACAUAGACAUACAAUCAUGGACAAAGUGCGAGGGGACAUUUGUAUGCUUGUUUGGUGGUGGGGAUAUGUCAUGGAUUCAGGCAUUCACUGAGAAUUUGAAAUAUGCUGCACACACUGCGGGUGUUUCCUUAAAGCUAGUGUACCUCGGGGUGGGUAAGAGCAAAGGCAAAGGGCUAACAAGGACUGAGCUAGGUCGAGGCAUUCAUGUCAUCGAAUCUGAAUCUCAAUGGCACUUUUGGACUCGACUUGAGAGUAUAUUGUACACCAAAAUCAAACUCGGCAAGACUGUGAACAUCAGCAAGAAGGAUCCAGUGAUGAUUGAGGCGUUGAAAAUGGUCGGGUACGGAGGGAAUGGCGAAGCAUGGGCCAUGUUUUCGAUGGGAACAAGGGCCAUGGUGACAACUUGCGGGAAAACAGCUCUAAGUAUCAUGGAAAACUACCAGAAAUGGAUAAAGGAAAACGUGGGAAAUCGUUUCUUUAAGGGAAUAGUAGAGUACAAUGAGUUAAUAAUGAGGGAUGUGCACAGCUGCAUCAAUAUUAACCUGCCGGUCAUGGGUGAGAUUCCAGGGAUAAUGAUGUGCCCUGAGUGUUCGAAAGUGAUGGACAUGUUUUACAGUUACCGCUGCUGCCCUGAGUCGCUGCUGUGAUGAGUAAUUA
This is a messenger RNA of Hibiscus syriacus, 1202 nucleotides long. RefSeq names its product protein SIEVE ELEMENT OCCLUSION A-like. Gene Ontology annotation, biological process: phloem development. Lineage: Eukaryota; Viridiplantae; Streptophyta; Magnoliopsida; Malvales; Malvaceae. The transcript has 3 exons. The record is from RefSeq and is a predicted model, not a curated record. Bases 281 to 1192 code for a protein of 303 amino acids.